Molecule: messenger RNA, 898 nt
Organism: Rubroshorea leprosula
Lineage: Eukaryota; Viridiplantae; Streptophyta; Magnoliopsida; Malvales; Dipterocarpaceae
Source: the annotation of a GenBank genome assembly
GCUACAGAUCUACUACAAAUCUGCUGUUGGAGAUGCUACAAAUAUGUUGCUGGAGCUGUUACAGAUCUGCUCCUGGAGCUGCUGUCAAAGCUGUUAGCUGCAGCCUGCAAAUCUGCUGGAGUUCAUCCUGUUGACUGCUGAACUUUGUCUCUGCACUUACUCUCUGCUGCUUGUUGCACUGUGCCGGGCUUGCUCUCUACUGCUUGCUGCAUUGUGCCGGACUUGCUGCCUAUGCCGGACUCCCUCUCUGCUUGCUGCACUGUGCCAGACUUGCUCUCUGCUUGUUGCACUGUGCCGGACCCCUCUCUGCUUGCUGCACUGCGCCGGACUUGCUGCCUGGGCCGGACUUGCUCUCUACUUGUUGCACUGUGCCGGACCCCUCUCUGCUUGCUGCACUGCGCCGGACUUGCUUUCUGCUUGCUGCACUGUGCCGGACUUAAGGGUUAUUGGGGAUCCCCAUUCCCCGCAGGGAACGGGGACGGGGGGCAAAAUUUGCCUCCCGUCAAAAAUCCCCGCGGGGAUCCCCGUCCCCGCCAUUCACGAGGAUGGGGACGGGGAGGCACUCCCCGGUUCCGCGGGGCCCCGUUGACAUCCCUAUCGCCAUAUGAGAUUUUGAGUGAAUUUAAUUUUCAGCUUCAGCCAUGGCUGGAGAGAGCAGAGCUGGCUCCUGGUUCAGGGCUUAGAGCUUACCUGCCAAAUGCAAAUCACACAGUAGGCCCAUAGACCAUAAUGCAAAAUCGAAACCAGAAGGUAUGGAUGGGCCUUGAAACUAUUUAAUGGGUUUGAAGGAGCUCACCUUAGCUUAUAUGGGCCAAGUUAGUAAAUUGAUUAGUUUGGGCUAAAGAAUAUUGCUCUUCUGCAAAAGCUCGAGUGACCCAAAUAAAUUGGUGACAUUUUC